AGUAAUCACUUCCUCUUAUAACUUGCUACCGCUGCGUGUAUCCUCCCGGCAAGGGUAUCACGCAGCAAAACCGAAAUGUCAUGCCGUGAAGUUCCCACUCCAGAAUUCUGCGAAUCAAAACAGAAUGAUUUCAGCCAGCAUAAUGUAGGCCUAUAAAACAGGUAGAGUUAAAUGUUCAUUAUGUAUCCAACACUUGUCAGAAACCAUUUUCUCCUUGUGUCACAUGUUCUCAUGCAGGAGCAGCCGUCGGUCGAGUUGGCUGGAAAGGAGGUAUGGCAGUCGGAUCAGGAAAUGCUAUCAAAAUCUGCCUGGUUGGGAACUCUCGAGUGGGCAAGUCAUGUAUCGCGGAGAGGCUAGUUCAUGAUAUUUUCCAUGAAAAGACACAAUCCACCAUGAUUGGGAGGGCCUUUCUACACAAAGCGCUUACGGUGGAGGGGGAAACCGUCAAAGUGAAUAUAUGGGACACUGCCGGGGAAGAAAAGUUUCACUCAUUGGCACCAAUGUACUAUCGGUAUGCAUCCGCCAUGGUUCUCGUAUACGACAUCACUGACACGGAAUCCUUCCUCAAUCUACGGAAGUUCUGGGUUCCUUCGAUAAAGUCCUGCAACGACCCAAGCAUUCCUCUAGCCAUAGUGGGCAACAAAUUGGACCUUGAAGAGACAGAUCGGGCCAUCUCGACCGAGGAGGGGCAAGGUUACGCUGAUAUACUGGAAGCCGUCUUCUUAGAAACGAGCGCCAAGACGGCGCACAACGUGGAGAGAAUAUUUACUGAACUCAUUUUGAAGAUCAGGGAUUCCCAACGGAGGAGGCAGAUGAACCAAGCCGAGGAAAUGGAACCAAGGAAUGUGAUUGUCCCGCACAGUACACCUGCGAAGGAGAACCCCUUAUCCUGCAUCUGCCACUGACAGUAUAGUCCUCUCUGUCUAUUUCGGUAUCCCGUUAUUUUCAGAAAGUUAAGAAGCAACUAUUCUUGCACGUGUUUUAUAGUUUAGCUAAAUUCACGGCUAAAGUGAUUCCGCGGGGAUUGACCCAAGCUAAAUUUGCGACUGAGUCUUUAAAGAGAAGAGUUUUCCGAAACUCACGAAUUUUGGGUAUUCCUGCCGUCCAGGAUGGCUGUAAAUUUAUCGCUUGUGUUUGUUGGUAAAUUUGUCGGUCGGUUGGUUCGUCGCUUUUUUGUGUGUGAAGUUUCCUUGUUUUUGUUGCUGUAAAGCGUAUAAAUUAUUAAAGCUGCAGGUGUGUUGGUGUGUCGAGUUGACGGACAUUCAGUUUUGAUUUAAGUUAUUAUUAUUGAAGUGUACAGGUGUCACAUGAAA
Messenger RNA from Patiria miniata (bat star), 1313 nucleotides. Its product is annotated as ras-related protein RHN1-like. Gene Ontology annotation, molecular function: GTP binding; GTPase activity. The record is from RefSeq and is a predicted model, not a curated record. The transcript is spliced from 6 exons. NCBI's taxonomy places the organism in Eukaryota, Metazoa, Echinodermata, Asteroidea, Valvatida, Asterinidae. Bases 273 to 905 code for a protein of 210 amino acids.